Molecule: messenger RNA, 2307 nt
Organism: Colletotrichum chrysophilum
Lineage: Eukaryota; Fungi; Ascomycota; Sordariomycetes; Glomerellales; Glomerellaceae
Exons: 3
Coding region: 1-2307 (768 amino acids)
Biological process (GO): regulation of DNA-templated transcription
Molecular function (GO): DNA-binding transcription factor activity, RNA polymerase II-specific; zinc ion binding
Source: RefSeq, a predicted model, not a curated record
AUGGGCAGAAAACCAAACCCCGUCAUUGGGGAGUAUUUCACGAGGGGCCCCAAGUUGGCCGACUCAAGUAACCGAUAUCCCCAUACCUGCAAGUUAUGCGGUGAGAACUUCCCCAAAGGCCGCGGCGAAGUUUUGCACAAACACAUUACCGAAAAAUGCCCCGCCAUAACACCAGAGGAACGUAUCAAUGCCGCACUCGGAUUUGCUGGUCUUCACUCAGGCGCGUCCGCCCCGCGGUCCAUGAAUCUUACUGUCAACCAGCUUGAUGCUGCAGCCGCAGCAGAAGUCGCGACUGAGGCCCCAGAGAACUGGUCCGCGUUGCGUACCCUCGCAGAAGCUUCGCGUCAGGUUGGCGAAAACGAGAUGGGUGUUCCUCAAGCUCCAGGACGAGAAGUCGCAGAUCCGACCGCUCGUCAAAUGGGCAUGGGCAUGGGCAUGGGCUUUGAGGUCCAGGAACAGUUCACCUUGGAGAACCCACCGGUGAGCUAUGAGAACAGGCCUGCUCGUGAGAGAAAGGAGUCGGCCUCCCAGGAAAGCGCCAACCCUCUGAGUUUCCUCACCACUGAAGAGAAGAUGGAGCACCUUCAAGCAGCGACGCAGCAACCCGCCGCCAAUCCUCUAGACACUUCGGAUCUUUCUGUUGCUGCCGCUGCAACCGCCCGUCUCACUCACAACCUAAUGGACCCUCAGCUCACUGCCGAGCAUCACGAGGCCCAGAUCGUAAGCCCCAUCAUGUCGCCAGCGGAAGUCACCAACACGAUUCCCGACCUCAACAACGCUACUACUCCUCAACAGCCCUGGGGGGAGAUGACUUACAUGACUACCAAUCACAACCCCACUAUCGCGACUCAUGUCGCUACCAUUGCACCUCCUAACAGAGGCGGCACCAGAAUGCCCAUUGGCAAUGGGACUUCGAGUGAGCACAAAAGAAAGGCGUAUACCCCGGUCCGACGGAAGGAAGUUCAGGCUGCCCGAAAGAAAGGUGCUUGUAUUCGAUGCCGCAUCCUGAGAAAGACCUGCGGCACCCAUGACCCCUGCGACCAAUGCCGCAAGAUCCAAGGCCCCCGUCACUGGACGUAUCCUUGUGUUCGAACUCGUCUCAAUCAAGAGUUGACCCUCUACUCAGCUGCUUUGAUUGUUGUUCUUGCGCAAACUAGAGUUAAGCAGGCCAGGCAGUCCUACCAACUGCUCUCAAACGGCACCUCUCUCGUUGUUUCCUUGUGGGAAGACAGUCCUAGUCUCAGUCUUGCUGCUCUGGUCACGCCUCGUCAGCCCCAGCCCGAAACAGUCCCUGAAGGAGCAGAGCAGCAAAACGGAGAUGGCCAGCCUCCGGAACAACCUCAUACGCUGUUUCAAGUCGUCAUGAUCGAUCAAGACAAGGAAGACCUUCCAGCUCGAAUGGAAGAGUUCUUGAAGCUCAUUUUGCCCACCCUUAUACAGCGUGAGCCUUCCCACUUUAUGCAAGUGGUCCUGGACUCUGCGCAGAAAUUCCCAGGGGACAAGGCUACCGGCAAAAUCUUGAAACUUGCCAUUGACCUAUGGGGUCUUAUUGAGAUUCUUGACCGUGAGCGCGGCUGGUACAUCUCUGAAGAACAUCAAGGUGUUGUCGUUCCCCGCGGCCCUGAGGACUUUGCAGGCAGCGACGAUCAGGAUAUCUACAACCUGAUAACAUUCCAAUUGUCCGCAGCGACCGAGCGCAGAGCGAACAACGUCUCCAACAAACUGAUUAGUGAGCUUCAGCGGUGUCUUGAAAACGGCAAGGCCAGGAUCCACUUUGACGUGUACCUUUCGAUCCUCAUCCUCCUGCACUGUCUCGAGAAAACCACCUGGACCUUCAAGGUUUGGGAGAUGGACGACUUCCGCCAGCGUUGGCCUCUGGACCGUCCACCCUCAUGCUAUGUCAACCAAGGCCACGAGAUUGCAGACCUGUUGAAGAUGCUGCUGACCCUCCGGAAGGCCCAUCCGAAGACAUUCCGGGCACUCGACGGACGCUUGACCGUACUCGACAUUGGCGAUCCCGACCAUGCUCCAGUGGUGGAGUUCUUCAAUGCGCUGAACCUUGACUACGACGACGUCGUUCGCAAGUUGGAAACCUGCGCCUUCAGUCCAGAGACAUCCCGCUCUCUGGAACUACACUUUUGCAGUCACGUUCUGCUUCCGCCGAAGGAAGGAGAGAGCGCAGCCGGUCACCACAUGGGUGCGCCCACUAGCUCCGGCCAUACAACACCUCCACCGCCUCCAACCUCGGCUCCUUCAGCUGUCGGCUCCCCGACGGUCACUGACACCCUUCCGACAGUGCUCGCCUAG